AUGGAUGAAACCCUUUUUCUGCUGUCGGGUGAGGAGAGAAAAGAGGCUGCUAGAUCUAGACGCCUUCAAACUACUCCAGCUGUAGUAUCACGUGGACUGCAGUUCACAUUUGCGGCACUGGUGCUUAUUUGCUCCUACAUCAUCCUAGUCUGCUCCUGCUUGUCGUUUUCCUUCUUCCCGCAAGUGUCUGCCCAUAGGAAAGGAUCAAGUGCAGACACGGAAGUUGGUGUGUACGCAGGCGGCAAUCAGCUGGCUGUAUGCAUUGCUUCAUUUAUCUCUGGAGCGUACAUGAACAAGAUCGGUGUAAAGUUUCUUCUCGUAUCCGGGAGUUUUCUUGUUGCGGGCUCUAGCGUAAUUUUUGGUUUUGUUGAUGAUAUAAGUUCAUGGAAACCAUUUAUUGGGCUCAGCACAGUCAUCUAUUUUGUGAUGGGAUUGGGACAAGGUGCAUUUCUUACAACCUGUACAACUGUGUUUGUGAGGAUGUUUCCUACACGCAUUGCAACAGCCUGGUCUGUGAUAUCGCUCACUCUUGGACUUGGUUUUCUUACUAGUUCACCACUUGGAGGAUUGUUGUAUGAUAGUGAGGGUUUCGCCUUUCCUUAUGUUGUUUUUGGAAGUAUAUUGUUCUUAUUAAUCCCAUUCUUUGUCAUUUUUCCUUCAGACACAUAUGUGGAAUCUGAAUUAAGUGAUGCUGUCAAUCAAACGCCCAUAUGGCUGCUGCUAAAAAUGAUGCCUGUACUGGUAGUCUGUGUGAACACUUUUGUUGCAUAUGCAUCUGUUCCACUUAUUCAGGUUUCUCUCUCUCAGUUUCUUUACAACACAUUUCACUGGAGAGCAAGUCAAAUUGGACUGGUGUUUCUCGUCUUUGGAAUAGCAUUUGUUGGAUCAUCAAUUGUUAUAGGUGUAGUGAUAGACGCCACUAAUCCACGAGCUGUAAUGAUUAUAGGACUACUGAUUGGAGGAUGUGGAAUGAUGUUGGUUGGUCCAUCGUUUGUAUUUUCAUUCUCACUUCAGUCUUGGCUUGUGUAUUUUUCAAUGGUACUAAUUGGACUGGGAACGUGUAUGGUUCUGCUCGCUGUACCUAUAGACAUGACUGCCACUGCUGUUUCAAGAGGACAUGAAGAGAAUAUCUCAUUGAUUGCGGCUGUAACAGGUUUAUGGAAUGCAGCAACAUAUUUCUCAGGAACGGUGGCUGGGCCUGUUGGUGGAGCUCUGACGGCUUCAUUUGGCUUUCGGUACUCUACAUCUUUCUUUGCAUUUGCCAUUUUUUGUGCAUUUAUUAUGACCAUUGUGAGCACUGUAGUCAAACUCUACCACUCUUGAUUUGAUGUCCUUUCUGAUGAAAAUAUUGUUGGACUCUAUGCCUUGACUAGAAUAUAUAGGGUUAUAAUGGUGCAAGACUUGGUGAGUAGUUACUCAAAACGUAGAGGGGUGAACUGACUUCUGGUAUGUGGGUUGUG
This is a messenger RNA of Corticium candelabrum, 1460 nucleotides long. Its product is annotated as MFS-type transporter SLC18B1-like. The record is from RefSeq and is a predicted model, not a curated record. The coding region runs from base 1 to 1323 and encodes 440 amino acids. Lineage: Eukaryota; Metazoa; Porifera; Homoscleromorpha; Homosclerophorida; Plakinidae. The transcript has a single exon. Gene Ontology annotation, biological process: transmembrane transport. Gene Ontology annotation, molecular function: transmembrane transporter activity.